Didymella exigua CBS 183.55 is the source of this 2634-nucleotide messenger RNA. Its product is annotated as ubiquitin C-terminal hydrolase family protein. The record is from RefSeq and is a predicted model, not a curated record. Gene Ontology annotation, cellular component: cytosol; nucleus. Gene Ontology annotation, biological process: protein deubiquitination. The coding region runs from base 1 to 2634 and encodes 877 amino acids. The transcript has 4 exons. Gene Ontology annotation, molecular function: cysteine-type endopeptidase activity; cysteine-type deubiquitinase activity. Lineage: Eukaryota; Fungi; Ascomycota; Dothideomycetes; Pleosporales; Didymellaceae.
AUGAACGGCAUGCAGCGCUUCCUCAGCCGCCGCGAGAAGCACCAGGCCGAGAAGCGCAAGUCCAAGGAAGCUGCCCGCAAUAAAGUACGCUCCAUCUCUGCCAAUUCUUUUAUUCCUCUGCUCUGGCACAGCGACUCGAGACUGGAGGUGGGCUGGCGAGGACCGUCUCGAGACUGGCACUGCCGGCCUCGCCAACCCACGUCUGGUCUCGAGUCGGUGUAUCACAAGCUGCCCGCUGCGCUGCGAAGCUCAGUCGAGGAUCGUCUGCUAUUCUUACAUGCACCGUGUCGCGCAACCUCUACACCAGACUAUGCCAAACUGUCUACCAUGGACUCGUCUGACCAUGUGCGCGAACAGAGAAAGUCUGGCCAGCCAGCAUCCUCGGACCUCUACAAGAUCUUCACCAACGAAGACGCGAAGACGACCGUCGACAGAGAUGCGGCCAAGAACGUCACAAUGCUGCUCUCGCGGCUGCAGAGCGUGGGAAUCACAAGCAUGGGGACAGAGCAGGCCGAGCACGCACUGGCAUGGUACCCCGACGACAUCGACCAAGCCUACGACGUCCUGGUGCUCGCCAACGAAUCCAUCGAGGGGGAGCUGAAGGACUAUGACCCCAAUGUCAAGAUGGUGGGCGCAAUCAACAGGAACAUGGUGACAUGCUAUCUGGACGCUCUGCUCUUCGCCAUGUUUGCGCGCCUGGACGCGUUUGAAGCCAUGCUGUUUGACAACUUCGACGACGAGCCAAGGAAGAAGCUCGCAGCUACUCUGCGACUCUGGGUCAACCUGCUCAGGACGGGACGACUUGUCAAGGUCGAGCUCACAAAGCACCUGCAGGACGCCUUGGCGGAAUGUGGCUGGGAGGACGCCGCCAGAGUCUGUCAGCAAGAUGCCUCCGAGGCCUUCACUUUUAUCACGGGCGCCCUCGAACUGCCGCUCCUUACCUUGAAGAUGGACAUCUACCACACCGGCCGAGAAGACAAGGAAGACGAUCACAAGUUUGUCAACGAACGAUUGCUAGAGGUGGCCAUUCCUGAGCAGGAAGGCGAGGGCAUCAUCACACUGGAAGACUGCUUGGAAACAUACUUCAACAACCGCAUCGAAGUCAAGCGGUUCCUGCAGAGACAGAACACGAUAGGAUCUGUUAGGUCCGCAACCCAGGACACAGUCGACCGAGACCCGGAGAAGAAUGAGACGAUCCACGUCGAGAGCCUCGAGCUCCUGGGGCCAGAGUCGCCCAUGGUGUCGACUCCCGUUUCGAUGGCACCAUCGACUCCUCUCUCAGCAGUCAGGCCACUCCUCGAUGGGCGCCGACGCGCAGACAGCAUCUUCAGCCAAAGAUUUAAGAAUGCCGAGGACAAGAAGUUUGACGAGAAGAAGCACCUGGACGAUAUGCUCAACAACAGCUCGGAUGGGCGGCCACGUUCGGCGUCACUUCUUAGAAAGGAGGUUCUGAUGCCGGCGUGGCAGUUCUUCAGUCUUAUUCCAUGGUACACGGACAACGUCCCCAAGACCGACGCUCAGGUCGCCGCACACUUUUCGGCUCGCCGCCCCGUCCUCGGCAUCUGCCUCAAGCGCUACUCCAUGACUAUGUAUGGCGCGCCGAAACGUCUAAACACCUACGUCGAUAUCCCACUCGAAAUAGCCCUCCCGCAUUUCGUCUCAGACGACAGGAUCGCAGAAGAAGGGCCGCUCUUUGGCAACUUCAAGCUGGUGCUGCAGUCUGUCGUCUGCCACCGCGGGGUCUCGGUGGACUCGGGACACUACAUUUCGCUCAUUCGUGCGAACGAGCACAGGCCACCAGGUACCUCUCAAUCGGAGGAAGACGACGACACAUGGCCAUGGCUCCGGUUCGACGAUCUCUCGAACCCCAGGGUUACUGAUGUCGACAUCAAGAAGGCUCUAAGGGAAGAGUCGCCGUAUCUCUUGUUCUACCAGGUCCAGCCAAUCGACGAUGAACUAGCGUCGAGAGGCGAUCCUCCAACCUACACCGAAGCGCAGAAUGAAGUCAUGUCUGCGGUGCCGUCUUGGGAGACGCUCAAUUCGAUGCCAGAGGGGGGUGUCACGGACGCUGAAAGCGGUGGUGAAUGGGAUAAGGUGAAGCCGGCGGAUGUGCACCCCGAGUCAGUCGUCUCGGACGAUCCAAUUGGUCGCGCCAGUAUGUCCAGCAAUCGACGCAGCAGCGUGGCCUUUGACGACAUCGAGAGCUUUUCGCGCGGACGGACUGAGCCCCACACGCCAUCCGACGAGUACAGGGCUGGAUUCCUGUCUGCAUCACGACGCGGAUCGCGGACAUGGUUAGGCACCAAGAGCCGACCGACCAGCCAAACCGGCGAAGGACGGCUGUCUCUGACCUUAUCGAGGCUGACUGGCCGCGGCAGUAAAGACAAGCUCGCCAUCACCGAAGGCGGAGCGGCCGAGGACCCAAUCAUCGUCAUCAACGCCGUCGAAAGCCAGGAGCACUCGCCCCCCGAGUCUGGCAGCCCGGCCAAGGAGCACAGAGAGCCGACCGCCUCGCCGAAGAAGAGCAGUAAGAAAAAAGACCACCACAGAAGCAAGAGCAGGGACGUCAGUGAGCUCGCGGAGAAGAAGCUCAAGGACAAGAACAGGCCCGACCGCGAGUGCGCUGUCAUGUGA